AUGGUGGACUACGACUUCUCGGGUUUGCCGUGCACGGACAAUUCCAGAGUGAAGCGUGGACGUCAGUUCUCGGAGGGACCCACGGGGCCAGUGUUCAUAGUCUGGGCCCUGCGCCUCCGUGUCUAUGGAGUCCUCUUAGCAGUCCUGGAGAACGUCCCCGACAUGGAUCUCGAGACCGUGGUGGGCCUGCUGAGCGAUGCCUACGAUCACUGGCAAAUCUUCAUGGACAUGCCGGAGUCGGGUCUUGGGGGAACGAGCCGAGCGCGAACCUAUGUCAUUUUCGCGCGCAAGGGGGCUUACAAACUGCUCCACUGCCCCGUGCUCCUGACUGACUGCAUUGCCUCAGAGCUGCAAGCCACUGCGGUGACACGGCCAAGAGACUUCCUGACAGCCUCGGAUUUGGAGAUCCUGCUGGAGGCCCAAGAAGCGUGUCGCACUCGUGGGAUCACUUUCCGACCUGGCACCACUAACCUGCAGUACAUCCUGAACCAGCGCGAACAGCGAUGCGUGGAAGUGCUGAACAAGCGCUACUGGUCCAAGUUCAAAAGGAGCCCCGAGAGCGACCGUGACCUGUGCUACUUCUUGGGGGACAACCCCAACUUCGGUAAGUGGAGCGCAGCGUCAGGCAAGAUACCGACUCUGAGGAGGAACACGGGGAAGCUGUGGUUCCCAGCAGUGUCCCGUUGGCUGACAGCAGCAGAGAGGCUGUCGACACUUGGCUUUCCGGUCCGCACCUGCAUGGCUGAGGCUCUGGGGGUCCCCCCUGUAGCCGUCCGCGACCCUAAACGAGCGGCCCAGUUUGCAGGAAAUUGCAUGUCUUUCAACACGGCCACCAUAAUUCACAUGGUGGCCCUGUCUUGCUUUGGCUUCAGCCGGCGUUGCGGUGACUGA
Molecule: messenger RNA, 891 nt
Organism: Symbiodinium sp. CCMP2456
Lineage: Eukaryota; Dinophyceae; Suessiales; Symbiodiniaceae
Source: the annotation of a GenBank genome assembly